GAAAAGGAUCAUGGCAGAGCGUCCCCUUCGUGUCUAUUGGGGAACCGCACCGACGGGAGCUCCACACAUUGGAUACUUUGUGCCAAUGCUCAAGAUUGCAGACUUUUUACAGGCAGGAUGUGACGUUACCGUUCUGUUGGCAGAUCUACAUACAUCGCUGGAUGCGCUCAAGUCCAUGUUGGAAGCCAUCGGAGUCUCUACGAAGCAACUACGAUUUGUUCGCGGUACGGACUUUCAGCUGAGCCCGGAUUACACAUUGGAUCUCUAUAAGCUCAUGGCCGAAACUUCCUUUCGAAAUGCCAACAGAGCUGGCGCGGAGGUGGUGAAGCAAGGGGCAGCAGAAACAGACUGCUUGCUAUCUGGUUUGGCGUACCCAUUGUUACAGGCACUGGACGAAGUGUACUUGGGUGUCGAUGUCCAAUUUGGUGGAAUCGAUCAACGAAAGAUCUUUAUCUUGAAGAAGAUUGAUCCCAACAAAAAGCAAGACAAACUGAACUACAGCAAUAUGCAGGACAUCCCAGAUGAGAGACCCGAGGGGAUGUCCAAGAAUGCAUGGAAAAAGCUACAGAAACUACAGAAAGCAAAGUUGAAAGAAAUGACAAAGAAAACAAAGUCAGGAGCCACAACCAUGACUGAGCAGCCCAGUGCCACAACGCCAACAGAGGAGACCCCUACGAUCAAACACCCUGCAUCAGCGGCAGGACAGGGAGGCAAACUCAAUUCUGGUGGCAAUAAGACGAGUGACAAGAGCUAUCACAGACGUGUUCACUUGUGCAAUCCCAUGGUUCCCAGUCUGGGUGGAGGCAAGAUGUCAAGUUCUGGAAAAGACAAGAUAUCCAUUCUUGCCUCUCCUGCGCAAGUCAAAAAGCUGGUAGGGAAAGCAUUCUGCGUGGAUGAAGUGGUGGAGGGAAUUGGUUUGCUGGCAUUUUGUGAGUUUGUGCUGAUACCGUGGCGUCAGGGGCUUGUCCAACCUGGGGAACCUGUUUUUGAUAUCCCUUCGGAUGGUGACUGCCCGUGUCCUUCUAUUCGUUUCAUGAGCUGAAGACUGCUUUCUUUGGAAACAAAGAUCAAUUCACAAAUGCUCAAGAAAGGUGUGACCACAGGUCUCAACUUGCUGCUGGACCCUAUCCAAAAAGACAAGGCUCGCCUCGAAAAACUAACAAGACUUCACGAUGCAGCGUACCCUCCCGGAGCCAAGGACUCUCAGCCGCCGCCCUCAAAACCGACAGUAGAAAUACGCGACAAUACUAGUCAAACCUGGGCGGUCAUUGGCCUUAUGUGUGCCUCUGGGUUUGUAGGCUUUGUCGCUGGGGCAGCUCUUACAUCUCGUCGUUGGAAGUAAUAUAUGUAGUGUUACGUUCAAAAUUACAUUC
This is a messenger RNA of Seminavis robusta, 1373 nucleotides long. The record is from the annotation of a GenBank genome assembly. NCBI's taxonomy places the organism in Eukaryota, Bacillariophyta, Bacillariophyceae, Naviculales, Naviculaceae.